Messenger RNA from Zingiber officinale, 1656 nucleotides. RefSeq lists its product as uncharacterized. The record is from RefSeq and is a predicted model, not a curated record. Gene Ontology annotation, molecular function: RNA-DNA hybrid ribonuclease activity; nucleic acid binding. Lineage: Eukaryota; Viridiplantae; Streptophyta; Magnoliopsida; Zingiberales; Zingiberaceae. Bases 1 to 1656 code for a protein of 551 amino acids. The transcript is spliced from 2 exons.
AUGCCCGUUCUCAAGCAAACUGACACUGAACCAGCAGAAUAUGAAUGCUUCAAGUGGUGGAGAGGUGUUUUAAUUAAGUCUCUCCGAUCUGUCGACUUAUGUGGAGACAUAGAAGAAACUUACCAGACGCUGAGAAACUACGGGAUCAAGCUCAACCCAAUCAAGUGUCUGUUCGCCACUAAAGGCGGACGUUUUCUAAGCUAUAUCGUCACCGAGCGGGGGAUUGAGGCGAACCCUGGCAAAGUGAAGGCGCUCCAAGACAUGCCACCACCCCGCAAUCUAAAAGAAGUGCAGAGGCUGACCGGAAGAAUCACGACUUUAUCAAGGUUCAUUUCCAAGUCAUCCUACCGGAGCCUGUCAUUCUUCAAAAUUCUGCGGCGAGCAACCAAGUUCCAAUGGGAUGACGGGUGCGACCAGGCCUUCGAAGAGCUCAAGCAAUAUCUUAGCUCCCUGCCCAUCUUGGCUAAACCGAUCGUGGGGGAGUCGCUUUGGAUUUAUCUAUCAUCUACCGAAUAUGCGAUUGGAUCGGCAUUAGUCAGGCAAGAGGGGGGAAUACAACAACCAGUGUAUUUUUUGAGCCACAUAUUGAAAGAUGUCGAGUCUCGCUACACCGGUCUCGAAAAGCUCGCUUAUGCAUUAGUUCUCGCCGCCCGAAGGCUCCGACCCUAUUUCCUGGCUCACUCCAUAAUCGUAAUGACCAACAGCGCCUUGGGUCGAGUAUUGCUCAACCCCGAUGCGUCCGAUUGGCUAAUCAAGUGGACCACUAAGCUCAGUGAGUUUGACAUCCAAUAUCAACCCCGGUCGGCCAUAAAAGCACAAGCAUUAGCGGACUUCGUUACAGAAGUACAAAAUCCAGAACCGGAAGCCUCAUGGAAGGUAUACGUGGAUAAGUCGUCCGCUCGUCAGAGAAGCGGAAUUGGCAUCUUACUCAUAUCUCCGAGAGAAGACUUGAUGCAGUUAUCCAUUCGGUUGGACUACCGAGCCACCAACAACGAAGCUGAGUAUGAAGCACUCAUAGCCGGCCUACAAGCAGCUCGACAUGUCGGUGCCACCAAGGUACUCCUACAUUCAGACUCACAGUUGGUCGCCCAGCAACAGAACGGAACGUUCGAGAUCAAUAGCGCGCAGCUCAGGCUAUACGCGAAGGCCUUCGAGAAGCUCAAGGCGAACUUCCGAGAAGUUGUCAUACACAAAAUUCCCCGAUUGGAGAACCAAACAACAGAUGAACUAGCAAAGCUGGCCAGUGCAAUGACGCCAAUCGUCGCCAGUUGCCCAAUCGAGCAGAUCUCCCUAGUGGCGCACGUUGACCGAUCAGGAGGGAUACCCUUGCCGGAUGAUUGGAGGGCACCCAUCAUUGAGUUCCUCCAAGCGGGAGGUCAACCGGGAAACCAUGAAGCUGAUCGGACUCUAAGGAAGCGAGCCGCUCGGUUCACAUUGGUGGGCGAACAAUUAUAUAAAAAGGGAUUCUCACGCCCUCUGCUCAAGUGUGUGAGUGCUAAGGAUGCUGAACACAUCCUUCAAGAAGUACACCAAGGUUCCUGCGGGGGGCAUCCGGGUGGACGAUCGUUGGCAAGGAAAGUUAUCCUGGCAGGUUACUUCUGGCCAACGCUCCAGGAAGAUGCGAAUCGGGUGGUGGUCAUUUGCUUGUCCUGUUAA